Molecule: messenger RNA, 1653 nt
Organism: Drepanopeziza brunnea f. sp. 'multigermtubi' MB_m1
Lineage: Eukaryota; Fungi; Ascomycota; Leotiomycetes; Helotiales; Drepanopezizaceae
Biological process (GO): carbohydrate transport; transmembrane transport
Cellular component (GO): membrane
Molecular function (GO): carbohydrate:proton symporter activity
Source: RefSeq, a predicted model, not a curated record
AUGAGCUCCAGUCCGCCAAAACCUGUGGUCGAUUCCAAGAACGAGUCGUAUGUCGGUGGCCCAGAGGUCGAGAUGGCCAUCUCCCAGGUCGAGCACGCCGACGAUCUGGACGAGAAGGCACGCAUCGCCGACUACAAGGCGGAGGCCGUCGAGGCGGAGAAUGCGGAGCACAAUAUGGGAGUGCUCGAGGCCGUUCGGGAAUAUCCGAUGGCUUCCUUCUGGGCAUUCGUCAUGUCCUUCACUAUCAUCAUGGAGUCCUACGACGUGUUUCUCAUGGGCAAUUUCGUGGCUCUUCCACGGUUUAGGAAAGAAUACGGCAUCCAACACUUGAACUCCGACGGAAUGCUCGACUGGGUCAUCGAGACGAAGUGGCAGCAGGCCCUGCAGGUUUCGGGGCAGCUGGGCGCGCUGAUCGGGGUGUUCGUAGCUGGUCCGCUCACCAGCCGCAUCGGCUACCGCUACUCCACCCUGACCGGCCUCAUGCUCCUGAACGCUUUCAUCUUCGUCUUCUACUUUGCCAAGUCGCUCCCCGUCAUGUUCGCAGCUCAGAUCCUCGAGGGCAUUCCGUGGGGUAUCUUCAUUGCCAACGCACCCGCGUACUGCUCGGAGGUCGUACCCAUCAAGCUCAGAGCACCUGCUACGCAGAUGCUUCAGAUGUUCUGGGCCAUAGGCAGUAUCAUCGUCGGAGGAGUCACUUACCGCUACAACGGGAUCGACCACGACGACGCAUACAGGAUCCCCAUUGCGCUCCAGUGGAUAUUCCCCACCCCACUCGCCAUCCUCAUCUUCUUCGCGCCGGAAUCUCCCUGGUGGCUCGUGCGGAAAGGCCGCCUCGAAGACGCCGCGCACGCAGUCGAACGUCUCGGCAGACGCUCCACGACAAAGGCCAGCGAGACGGUAGCAAUGAUGAGGCGAGUCAUCCAGAUGGAGCUGUCCGAAAAGACACCCGGCUACCUGGAGCUCUUCAAGGGCGUCGACCUCUACCGAACGGCCAUCGUCUGCGGCGUCUACGCCGCACAGAACCUGACCGGGAACCUGAUUGCCAACCAGGCCGUCUACUUCUUUGAGCAGGCCGGCGUCUCGACCAACACCGCUUUCGCCCUCGGCCUGAUCACCUCCGCCCUGCAGAUGAUCUUCGUGAUGCUCUCCUGGAUCCUGACCACCUACUUCGGCCGGCGCAGCAUCUACCUCUGGGGCUCCGCCGGCAACACCAUCCUCCUGAUCGCGCUCGGCGUCGCGGCCUCGGUCGGCGGGAACCGCGACGCCGCGUCCCUCGCGCAAGCCUCCCUCGGCCUCAUCGUCUCCGUGCUCUUCACCCUCGGCCCGGCGCCCGCCUCGUGGGUCAUCAUCGGCGAGACGUCCGCCAUCCGGCUCCGGCCCCUCACCACGGGCGUCGGGCGGGCGGCCUACUACAUCGUCGAGAUCCCCUGCAUCUUCCUGGCCAGCUACAUGCUGAACCCGACCGGCGGCAACCUCGGCGGCAAGUGCGGCUACGUGUGGGGCGCCACGGGCUUCCUCUGCCUGGUCACGGCCUACUUCUUCCUGCCCGAGAUGAAGGGCCGCUCGUACCGCGAGAUCGACAUCCUGUUCCGGCGCAAGGUUUCCGCCCGCAAGUGGACCGAGGCCGUCGUCCACGAGCAGGACGACGAGUAG